Molecule: messenger RNA, 637 nt
Organism: Corylus avellana
Lineage: Eukaryota; Viridiplantae; Streptophyta; Magnoliopsida; Fagales; Betulaceae
Product: postsynaptic protein-like protein
Biological process (GO): cytoplasmic microtubule organization
Molecular function (GO): microtubule binding
Source: RefSeq, a predicted model, not a curated record
CAGGGCCCGUGAGACAUAGGGCUCCGAUUCUCACAGAGAGAGAGAGAGAAGCAACAAAAUUCAGAGAGGAAAACAAUGGUGUGCGAGAAGUGUGAGAAGAAGCUAUCGAAGGUGAUAGUGCCGGACAAGUGGAAAGAAGGAGCGAGCAAUACCACAGAAGGCGGUGGCCGCAAGAUCAACGAGAACAAGCUCCUCUCCAAAAAGAACAGGUGGACUCCUUAUGGAAAUACCAAAUGCAUCAUAUGCAAGCAGCAAGUACACCAGAAUGCCAAGUACUGUCACACUUGUGCUUAUUCCAAAGGUGUCUGUGCAAUGUGCGGUAAGCAAGUACUUGACACCAAGUUAUAUAGACAAAGCAAUGUAUGAUGCGACCCAGAUACUAGUUGGUGUUUUCUGUUAAAGUGAUAACUUUUAGCAGCAUUGUCUUUCUCUCAUGAUUGGUGCCUGUUAUUGAGCAACAAAUCACUCAAAUCACAAUUGUGGCUGUAAAAGUUCAAUGACUAUGACAUGUACUUGGUGGUAAUGCACAGCAAUAACUUUUUACAUGGAUUUAUUAGUGUUUCUAUGUAAAUCUAUAUUUUAAAUGGGCCACUCUGUCUAUUGAUGCAUGCUUCAAUGUAUUUUUCUCUUGCAUCUA